CAGUACGCCAGGUCAAACAUGGUUUUCAAGAUUUUGUUUCUGGCUCUUGGCCUGUUUUCUGUAAUUUUUGUCGUCAGAUCUCAGAACGACAUCAUAGACGUCUUACGAGACUUCCAGGAGUUUAGGACGCUGAUACAGCUGAUACAGGAGGCCAACCUCACAGACACACUACGGGAAAAAGGUCCCUUUACUGUAUUCGCUCCCGUGGACAAGGCUUUUGCUGAACUACCUGAAGAAGCAUGGAAGUCGUUUAAGGAUGUCAACCUUCUAAGAAAGGUGAUGUCCCUCCAUGUGGUACCGGGGAGUAUCAUGUCGUCAGAACUGAGGAACGAAGUUCUCCUGCGGUCUGCAGAAGGACAGAACAUCCGCAUCAACGUGUAUCAAAACGCCACCGGCGGCAAGGUUUUGACUGCGGACGGUUGUCCAAUCACAAAGACCGACGCAAAGGCCAGCAACGGCGUCAUACACGUGAUGUCAGAGGUCAUGUUUCCGCUUCCGGGGCCAAGCAUCACCGAAACCCUCAGCCACAUGCAAAACCUCUCGUUCUUAUUAACGGCUCUUCAAAAAGCAGAUCUCACAGGGACUUUGUCCGGUGAUGACACGUACACAUUCUUUGCACCAACCAAUGAGGCGUUUGACCAGCUCCCUCCGGCGUAUUUGGAAAUGCUUCUGACUACCAAGAUGGCGCUGUCGGACCUCUUGGAGUUUCACAUGUUUUAUGAUGUAUCCUUCCGCCCUGCGUUCUAUGACGGUCUACAGAUACGUUCCCUACAGGGACCUUUUCUCACAUUCAGCGUCAAAGGACCUCCUGGUCCAACUGCGAAGUACAUGGUGAACAACGCCACGUUCCUGGGACUGCAGCAGCCUGCACGGAACGGAGUCAUCCACGUCAUCGAUCACGUCAUGAUAUCCCCUGAACCUUGACCCGGAAGCUUUUGAUGCGUCAGCAAGGCAAAUACUGAAUAUGAAAAAGUUUAAGGAAUUAUUAUGUUUACCGAAGGAAAACAUGUUGAUUUGCUACGUUUCCCCUUUUUCUCCAAACCAAAAAGGUCAAUGGCCUG
Branchiostoma belcheri (Belcher's lancelet) is the source of this 1061-nucleotide messenger RNA. RefSeq names its product transforming growth factor-beta-induced protein ig-h3-like. The coding region runs from base 19 to 924 and encodes 301 amino acids. Gene Ontology annotation, molecular function: cell adhesion molecule binding. Gene Ontology annotation, cellular component: extracellular matrix. The record is from RefSeq and is a predicted model, not a curated record. Gene Ontology annotation, biological process: extracellular matrix organization; cell adhesion. NCBI's taxonomy places the organism in Eukaryota, Metazoa, Chordata, Leptocardii, Amphioxiformes, Branchiostomatidae. The transcript is spliced from 6 exons.